CAGUUUGAAAUUACCCACCACUUGUGUCUAAUUAAAAGUUCAGUGCUAAAUCGAUUUUGUUAUUCUUUGUCAUUGCGUUGUGGAAAUUCUCAGUGAGGUGCUAAUUUUCAUUUGUUUUUCAAAUUGCAAAACAAGUUAGUCAUAAUGAUAAAGAUCAGCUGCUUGUUCAUUUUUGCCCUGAUUGGAGCUGCCCUUACAUUUCCUGCCAGCGAUUCAGUCAAUCAACGAGAUCCCGUACAAAUAAAAAUUUCUAAUGAAGAUCCUCCAAUAUCUGCACUAGAAAACAAAGGAAGCAACGAAGCACUUACUCCUGUUUUGGACGAAGAUGAGAUAGGUUCAUUUAAUCCGGAUAUUCAAGCCAUUAAAGGUGAAAGCUUAGAGCCAGCAGAAACCUUUGGUUUUGGCUAUGGGUUAGGAUACUCUGGAUGGGGUGGUAGAUAUAAUGGUUACGGUGGAUAUGGGGGAUAUGGACGAGGCUAUGGUGGUUAUGGAGGAUACGGUGGUGGAGGAUAUGGAGGAUACGGAUGGAGACGUGGUUAUGGAGGAUAUGGGGGAUAUGGCCGAAGAAGCUACUAUUGGUAGAUAAAUUGUAUUCUUUUCAGAAUUAAAUGAAUGUGAAAAAUAUAAA
Molecule: messenger RNA, 628 nt
Organism: Bradysia coprophila
Lineage: Eukaryota; Metazoa; Arthropoda; Insecta; Diptera; Sciaridae
Source: RefSeq, a predicted model, not a curated record